Messenger RNA from Gigantopelta aegis, 577 nucleotides. Its product is annotated as phosphatidylinositol N-acetylglucosaminyltransferase subunit P-like. Lineage: Eukaryota; Metazoa; Mollusca; Gastropoda; Neomphalida; Peltospiridae. Gene Ontology annotation, biological process: GPI anchor biosynthetic process. The transcript is spliced from 5 exons. The record is from RefSeq and is a predicted model, not a curated record. Gene Ontology annotation, molecular function: phosphatidylinositol N-acetylglucosaminyltransferase activity. The coding region runs from base 150 to 536 and encodes 128 amino acids.
AAUUUUACUAUGGCGUCAUUUUGUUACUAAGUAUAUAUUUCUUGUCAGUAGUUUGAAACAGACGUACAGGCGGCGUCCUGAAUGUAUUUCCAGAAGAGCUUAUAGCGGCCAUCUGCCUUGCCUGUUCAAAAUAAAGUGAAGCAGAACCAAUGACUGAACAUUCUCCAUCUCCGACCCCCGAGCGAGCUGUCAAUGGGUUUGUUCUCUACUUGAUGUCCAUUGUGGCUCUAGGUCUGUACGUAGUGUGGGCAUAUGUUCCUGACAGCUGGCUUCAUGCUCUCGGAUUAACUUACUGGCCACAAAAAUACUGGGCCAUUGCCAUCCCGGUCUACCUCUGUCUGGUGUUCUUGCUAGGAUAUCCAUUGUACAUGGGGCUCACCCUGAUGAAUACUCCACCCCUGACGUCCACAAAUACAAUAACAGAUGACUUUUCACGGGAAGUGAAACAGGACAUUCCAAAAAACGCAAUUCCGCCUAUUGGUGACAUGUCUAUCUCGGACGUAAACAGAUUAAUGUAUUUAAACAAUCCUGGCUGAAUGCGUUAGAUUUCUAUAUAAAUAAAUUGAUGUUUUAUUCA